AACCAAGGGUUCAUUGCACAGAACACGGAGCGACCUUUUAAUAUAGAUAUAUAUAUUUUCUGUAUAUACUAUUUUGUAUGGUAUAUAUAUGCUCUGUACAAUUAAAAAAAAGUCAAAAAAGUUUGGAGUAUUUAUCUUCUACAAGACUGUGUUUCUGCUUUGUGAGUAGAGAACAACCUUGGUGUCUCACAGAUGCUGUUUUGUGUUUGAGCUUGAAUUUCCCGUCUUGGGUUGUGUUUGGAUAGAGGGGUGUUGUUUUCUUGUUCUGGUCUUGAGUGCUUGGUAACGGUUGGUGCUUUACGUGUAAUUGAAGGAUUAGGUUUUCUUUUAUUUUUGUGUAGAAGUGUUUGGAUUCUGGGUUUGGUUAAUUUUGAGAAGGGUCUGUUUGGUUCUUACAAAAGAUUGGUGUUUGUGGUGGUGGUGGUUGUGUUGAUGAUGAUUCAUGGGGAGUAGAACGCAUAAUAAUAAUAAUAAUAAUAAUAAUAAUAAUAAUAAUAAUAAUAAUAAUAAAGCUGUGACCGAGAUGCCAAGCUAUGUACCUCAGCUAUCCACUUCUAAUCCCAUUGGCACAGAAGCAAAUAACAUUCAUCCUUCUCGAGUUUCAGACUUUGCCACAUUUGAGCAAUCUCUUGGGUUUCGCAUAGAUGAUGCUGUUGAUCUUAGCAGAAAUUCUAUCUUUAAUCAAUUAAAAUCUAGCAGCCAGGCAAUAGGUGCUGAUGUCCAGUUUGGCGCUUUAAAUAAGUCCCUUGCAUCCUCAGAUAUAAAUCUAUCAGCUGCCAUUGUGGGGUCCCAGACAUUACCAUUGCAAAAAGAACUGCAAGUAUAUCCAGUUUCUACACACAGCAACCAUCCUGAGAAUUGGGGAGAGACCAAUAUGGCAGAAGCCAGUCCUAGAACUGAUACCUCAACAGAUGACACAGAUGAAAAAAAUCAAAGGUUUGAGAGAGGACAAUCAGCUGUAAUAGCAGCAUCCGAUUCCAGUGACAAGUCAAAGGAAAGAGCAGGGGAUCAGAAGACUUUAAGAAGGCUUGCUCAAAAUCGUGAAGCUGCCAGAAAAAGCCGAUUAAGGAAAAAAGCAUAUGUACAACAACUGGAGAGCAGCCGGCUGAAGCUGACUCAACUUGAGCAAGAGCUCCAGAAAGCCCGGCAACAGGGAAUUUUCAUUUCAAGCUCAGGAGACCAAACCCAUUCAAUGAGUGGAAAUGGUGCCUUGGCAUUUGAUGCAGAGUAUGCACGGUGGCUAGAAGAACAUAACAGGCAAAUAAGUGAGCUGAGGGCUGCAGUCAAUUCGCAUGCAGGAGAUACUGAACUUCGUACUAUUGUCGACAAUGUUGCUUCACACUUCAGUGAUGUUUUCAGGCUGAAAGGCACUGCUGCAAAAGCUGAUGUUUUCCACAUCCUAUCAGGGAUGUGGAAGACACCAGCAGAGCGUUGUUUCAUGUGGAUAGGUGGCUUUCGCUCAUCUGAACUCCUCAAGCUUCUUGUGAAUCAACUGGAGCCUCUAACUGAGCAACAGCUAAUGGGCAUUUACAACUUGCAACAAUCUUCUCAGCAGGCAGAAGAUGCUCUCUCACAAGGGAUGGAAGCGCUGCAGCAAUCACUGGCAGAAACCUUGGCUAAUGGCAACCCUGGCUCAUCAGGUUCGUCUGGGAACGUGGCGAACUAUAUGGGUCAAAUGGCCAUGGCCAUGGGAAAGCUAGGAACUCUAGAGGGAUUCCUUCGUCAGGCUGAUAAUCUGAGGCAGCAAACACUAGAACAAAUGCACCGUAUAUUGACAACUCGGCAAUCAGCCCGUGCACUUCUAGCUAUACAUGACUAUUUCUCUAGGCUACGAGCCCUUAGUUCUCUCUGGUUGGCCCGGCCACAGGAAUGAGCAGCAGUAUGUUGCCCCCCAACAAAAUUAACAUGAAUAUCUACCACUUCACCACCCUCCUACUUGGCCUUCAGUUCUCAUCAUGCCAUUGGGUGGACUGCCGCUGGUGGUCUUAGUCAUCAUCAUCGGUGGUAAUUGUGGUGCUGAUAGGUCGUAAUUGGUGUAAUUAUUGGUUUCAUGUGCAGCUGUAACGCCAGAUUUGCUCACACAGAUGUAUGCUUAUCUUCUUGCUGUAAAACAAAUAGCGGCCAUAGUUGGUGUAAUUAUAGGUUUCAUGUGCAGUUGUAACGCCAGGUUUGCUCACACAGAUGUAUGCUUAUCUUCUUGUUAUAAAACAUCUAGUGGCAAUAAUUCGAUAA
Molecule: messenger RNA, 2232 nt
Organism: Populus nigra (black poplar)
Lineage: Eukaryota; Viridiplantae; Streptophyta; Magnoliopsida; Malpighiales; Salicaceae
Product: transcription factor TGA2.3-like
Exons: 12
Coding region: 443-1873 (476 amino acids)
Biological process (GO): regulation of DNA-templated transcription; DNA-templated transcription
Molecular function (GO): sequence-specific DNA binding; DNA-binding transcription factor activity
Source: RefSeq, a predicted model, not a curated record